Durio zibethinus is the source of this 2113-nucleotide messenger RNA. RefSeq names its product cationic amino acid transporter 7, chloroplastic-like. NCBI's taxonomy places the organism in Eukaryota, Viridiplantae, Streptophyta, Magnoliopsida, Malvales, Malvaceae. Gene Ontology annotation, cellular component: plasma membrane. The record is from RefSeq and is a predicted model, not a curated record. Gene Ontology annotation, molecular function: amino acid transmembrane transporter activity. Gene Ontology annotation, biological process: amino acid transport; transmembrane transport.
CAAAAAAAAAAAAAUGGUAGGACGAUGGGACAGGUGCCGUGAGAUUAUGUGGGGUCAAAGGCAGACUGAUUAUAAUUUAGGUAACACCCGUCCUCAGCAAUGGAAAGUAACUGAGCAUAUCUUCUUCUCUAUGAACUCCUUUCUUUCUCUAUUCAAAACAAAAGUAGUCCCAAAAGUAGUCCCAAAAGUGGCUUCCUUUCUCUUCCGUUUCUAUAAAUCAUCAAUGAAGCCAAUCAAUACGCCAUAACUCUCCAUUCCCCAAACAUCAAAACCCAAUGGAAACCCACGCUUCCUCUUUCUCUUGCUUCCGAUCUUACCUCCGGGCGCUGGCCCAGACUCCAGCUCGCUUGGCUAGCCGUGCACUCUCUGUUUCUUCGUCAAAUGAAGAAUUGAGCCGGGUGAGGGCCCGUUCCGGCUCCGACAUGCAAAGGAGCCUCCGUUGGUUUGACUUGGUUGGUCUGGGAAUCGGAGGCAUGGUCGGAGCCGGUGUGUUUGUCACCACCGGCAGAGCCAGCCGCCUCUGCGCUGGCCCUGCCAUCGUAAUCUCUUACGCCAUUGCUGGUCUCUGCGCCCUCCUUUCCGCCUUCUGUUACACCGAAUUCGCCGUCCACAUGCCCGUGGCUGGGGGUGCCUUCAGUUACCUACGAAUUACCUUUGGGGAGUUUGCCGCAUUUUUUACCGGAGCCAAUCUGAUAAUGGAAUACGUGAUGUCAAACGCAGCGGUUGCGAGAGGCUUUACCUCUUAUUUGGGUGCCGCAAUCGGUAUAUCCACAGCGAAAUGGAGAUUCACAGUUCCAGGGCUCCCAAAAGGGUUCAAUGAAAUCGACCUGGUGGCUGUGGCCGUCGUAUUAAUCCUCACUCUCAUCAUCUGUUACAGCACAAGAGAAAGUUCAGUGGUGAAUAUGAUACUUACUGCAUUACAUAUCCUUUUCAUUGCCUUUGUAAUAUUUAUGGGUUUCUGGAGAGGGGAUUGGAACAAUUUCACUCGUCCAGGGAACCCCCACAACCCUUCCGGCUUCUUUCCCUACGGACCUUCCGGUGUCUUCGAUGGGGCUGCCAUGGUUUAUUUGAGUUACAUCGGAUACGACGCCGUAUCCACCAUGGCUGAGGAAGUCCGUAAUCCCGUCAAGGAUAUUCCCAUCGGGGUGUCAGGCUCCGUGAUCGUCGUUACCGUUCUCUACUGCCUCAUGGCCGCUUCAAUGUCCAAGCUCCUUCCUUACGACAUGAUCGAUGUGGAGGCGCCGUUUUCGGCGGCGUUUAGCGGGAGAUCGGACGGCUGGGCGUGGGUGUCUAGGGUGAUAGGGGUGGGGGCCAGCUUCGGGAUAAUGACGUCGCUGUUAGUGGCGAUGCUGGGACAAGCUCGGUAUAUGUGCGUCAUCGGACGGUCCAGCGUGGUCCCCGCGUGGUUCGCCAGGGUCCACUCUAAAACCUCUACGCCUGUCAACGCCUCCGCCUUUCUUGGAAUUUUCACCGCUGCAAUUGCCCUUUUUACUGAUCUAAACAUCCUCCUGAACCUCGUAUCCAUUGGCACACUCUUUGUGUUUUACAUGGUAGCAAAUGCAGUAAUCUACAGGCGCUACGUUGUUGUCGGGACAACAAAGCCAUGGCCUACAUUAUCCUUCCUAUGCUUAUUGUCCAUCACUGCCAUUAUAUUCACCCUAUUGUGGCGUUUUGCACCGCCGGGCAAGCCAAAGGCCUUUGUACUUGGCGCUUGUGUUGUAAUUGCAGUAUCCAUAUUACAAAUUUUUCAUUGCAUGGUACCACAAGCGCGGAAACCAGAAUUUUGGGGUGUCCCUUUCAUGCCUUGGCUACCAUCUAUAUCAAUCUUCUUGAAUAUAUUUCUGCUGGGGUCUCUGGAUGGACCAUCGUAUGUUCGAUUUGGGUUCUUUUCGGCUCUAGCUGUGCUUGUAUACGUCUUAUACAGCGUUCAUGCUAGUUUUGAUGCUGAAGUGGAUGGCUCUUUCGAUCAAAAGAACGGUGAAAGUCCUUAAAGAAUCAUCCGUAAGUGAAGAUAGAGAGGUUAAUGGGUUGGAUAUGAAAAGUGUAGAGUAUUUUUUAUUUUCAUCUUUAUUUUUGAAUUUUUAUGUUAUUCUUAUUUUCAUAUACAUAUACA